AUGGAAGAGGGAGUUGAUGGUUGUUUUUGUGUGGGUUUUUUUUUUUUCUUCUUAACAGGAGGUGGAAGCGUUAAUCAACUAGGCGGGACGUUCCUAAACGGCAGACCUCUCCCAGAGUCCAAGAGGAGGAAAAUGGUGGAGCUGGCCUCGGAGGGGGUGCGACCGAGUCAAAUCUCUAGGAUUCUGCGGGUGUCUACAGGCUGCGUGAGUAAAAUCCUGAGCCGCUACCGCCUCACCGGCCUCGUCCAGCCCAAGACGAUUGGCGGGAGCCGGCCGCGCCUACUCAUGCCCACUGUCAUCGCCGCCAUCGUACAGCACAAGCGGAACAAUCCAUCCAUUUUCGCCUGGGAGAUCAGGAAAAGCCUGCUGGCUGCCAGGAGCUGCAAGGCCUCCAGAGUUCCCAGCGUAAGGUUUUUCUUUUUUUUUCUCCUAUGUUUUUACACAACCAAAGAAGGAGAAUCCAGUCCGCGCAAUCCCAAAGGUGCCCACCAGAGAAUCCGGACUACUUUCACAACGGAGCAGAGCAAAGUCUUGGAAGAAGAGUUUUCUCACAGCCAGUACGCCGACGUGUACACCAGAGAGAAACUCUCAGCCCAGACCCGACUUCCCGAGGACACUAUCAAGGUGUGGUUCUCAAACAGACGCGCCAAAUGGAGGAGGCAAGUCCAACAAACUGCCAUAUGUCCCAAUGUGCAAAGGAGCGCCCAAACUCCACAGAUGACGGCUGGGCCAUCGUACUACGGCGCAUAUCAGAUGUUCCCCAGCGGUGACGCAGGUUUCGGAUGUUCCACGUGCAUCUUCGGCAGUGCAUCCGGCGUCCCUCCGCUUUCUCAGCGGCACCCCAAAGGCGCCAGGGCGUGCAACAGCGCAGCGGACUUCAACGUCACCUCUUCCGCGCCGCACAAGAUAAGGCCUGGAUUUAACCCGCAGCACCACCUGCAGGAAGAACACAGAUCACACUUAUCUGCCUCGAUGAUUUUGCAAUCGUUUCAAUAAAACGUGUUUUUGUUUUUUUU
Molecule: messenger RNA, 1016 nt
Organism: Hippocampus zosterae (dwarf seahorse)
Lineage: Eukaryota; Metazoa; Chordata; Actinopteri; Syngnathiformes; Syngnathidae
Gene: pax4
Product: paired box 4
Exons: 9
Coding region: 1-996 (331 amino acids)
Biological process (GO): regulation of transcription by RNA polymerase II; anatomical structure development
Molecular function (GO): RNA polymerase II cis-regulatory region sequence-specific DNA binding; DNA-binding transcription factor activity, RNA polymerase II-specific
Source: RefSeq, a predicted model, not a curated record